Molecule: messenger RNA, 1207 nt
Organism: Ictalurus punctatus (channel catfish)
Lineage: Eukaryota; Metazoa; Chordata; Actinopteri; Siluriformes; Ictaluridae
Gene: rmdn1
Product: regulator of microtubule dynamics 1
Exons: 10
Coding region: 43-933 (296 amino acids)
Cellular component (GO): spindle microtubule; mitotic spindle pole; cytoplasm
Molecular function (GO): microtubule binding
Source: RefSeq, a predicted model, not a curated record
AGGUUGUGUGAGGUGACUUUGCGGGGUUGUCGGUGUGAAGACAUGGCCGCUGUCUCUCCGCUGCGGGCUUUCCGGCGUGUGGUGAGCGGAGUAACGCGGCGACACUGGGGCUCUUUCCGCAGGAGCGCAAACACUGCUCGGAACACUACGUUUCUCCUCACUUUACCUCCACUAUCUUAUCUGGGAUAUGAAACCCUCAGGAGAGUAUCUUGUGCAACUGCAGUGUUUGCACUUGACAAAGCCGAUGAAGUCGUAGAACAAGCCGACUACUUAUACAGCUGCGGAGAAACCGAGAAACUUUACAAGCUCCUGCUACAGUAUAAGGACAGCGACGAUGCGGAGUUUCUGUGGAGACUGGCUCGAGCUUCACGCGACCUCACUUUGCUGAACAACAUGACCGCUGACCAGAAGAAAAAACUCACCUAUGAGGCAUUUGACUACGCCAAAAAAGCUCUGGAGAAAAACGAAGCCUGCUUUGCUGCACACAAAUGGUAUGCUGUUUGCUUAAGUGAUGUAGGAGACUAUGAAGGGAUCAAAGUUAAAAUUGGAAAUUCCUUCAUCAUUAAGGAGCAUUUGGAGAGGGCUAUUGAGCUUAAUCCAAAAGAUGCCACUUCUUUCCACAUCCUGGGUUAUUGGUGUUUUGCCUUUGCUGAAUUGCCAUGGUACCAGCGUAAAGUUGCAGCGGUUCUAUUCGCAUCACCACCAACUGCUACCUAUGAAGAGGCCUUGGAGUUUUUUCUGAGAGCUGAGGAAGUGGACCCAAACUUCUAUAGCAAGAAUCUUUUGAUGCUUGGAAAGACCUACAUGAUGCUCAAGGACCAGGAGAAAGCACUUCUAUGGCUUAACAAAGCCCAAGAUUAUCCUGCCAUUACAGAAGAGGACAAACAGGUUCACAAAGAAGCACGUGACCUGCUCAAGAAGCUGAACUGCUGACGGAUGGAUCCAUCCAUUUCAACAACAAAAACUUUUCGUUUAUUUCAAUUCCAAUAGCCUUAACAGGGAACACGUAACCUUUUGAUUAUUGUCUUGGGUUUAAAACGAGCUUUUAUUAUAGACAUAAUAACAAAGUACUAAUGAUUUGAAUUACACUGAGUGUAAUGUGACCAAUCCUGUCUGCCUAAACUAUUACUCAUAGCAUUUGGAAGUCAAGUUUAGAAAAACAGAUUUAUUAAAUAUGGUUCUCUAGAAUAAAAAUAUUCCCUCUGCA